CUUUAAAUAUGGCCUUGGAGAGACUUCUAACUGGAUCCCCGGAUAUGCGGACAGAUAGAUGUGGAGAGGUGGAGGUUUGCGGGACAGGAUGUUCUUUGUUCGUAUUCGAUAACACUGCCGAGUAGAUAAGUAUCUAGAAGGUAAGUGGACUUUUAACACCGUGAUGGGGAUACAGGCCUGCUAUCAGGCCAUAUACGAUUGUUUAUCGAUUGACAUUGCCUGUAUCUUCUUUGUCUGCUUGAUCAUUCACCUCGGGUAGGUAACACUUCCGUUAGAAGAUAGGGUGUAGAGUCAAGUUACUAUCGGCUAGAGGCAGGGAUGGGCUUUGAUAAGGGUACAGUACCUGGCCAGAGUGUAGUCUCCCCGGAAAUGGACUAUAAGUAUUGCAAGAGACUCAGUGAAUGCAAUAUGGAUUCAUGAGUGCGUAUCAAAGCGUCACCGAUCAUGGCGCCGAGUGUUCGCCAAUCCAUACGCCAACUCCUGGUCUUCAGCCUUUGUCAAACGGGUUGGGCCGGUGUGGCGCAUAUGCAAACUGACCUGGUACGCUUUCGAGUCCCAGGUGUGACCGCCGGCUCUCUUCACAACGUCCACUUAGAGUUUCCCUACCCGGAUUUCCAAGGUGACAUUAAACUCGUCUAUGGUGAGUGCGGAAUCACCAGCUCCACAAAACACCAUCAUGAGAUCGGACGCAUGUUUGUCAAGCGCAAUGCCCUUCCGGAGCGCUUCGUUUGGGCAACUCCGUCGGAUGCUCCUCAUCUGCACUGCCUCCACGCCUUUUCGGAAUCAAGCCUUGUAGGGAGGUCUCCUCCUAUCUCUGUAACUACACCAGUCGUCCGGCGAGAGAGUAUUGCGGACGUGGCCGAUGCGAUGGGGCCAUGGUUUGACGGGAUUGCAUAUAUGCAAGGGAAGGAACCUGGGAAGGCAGUGGUAGCACAAGCUAAGGAAGCGGCUGUGGCAAUUAUUGGAGGAGGUAUGUCUGGAUUGAUGACGAGCCUGCUGCUGGAAUCGGUCGGCAUACAUAAUUGGCACAUUAUCGAAUCUUCCCGGAGAAUUGGCGGCCGCAUUCGUACCAAGUAUCUCAACCACACUCGCCCAGACCAGUAUCAAUACCAGGAGAUGGGGCCGAUGCGAUUUCCCGUGAGCAUCACUUAUGCAGACACGAACGAGACCCUCGAAAUUCAAGAUCAUAAAAUGGUCUUUCAGCUAAGCGACACGCUCAAUCAGAUGAAUGUGGAUCACCCAGACCUAGCUGUCAAUUUCAUUCCAUUCGUUCAAAAAAGCCCCAAUGUUCCGGCUAGCGCUGGCGGUUAUCGUCUGCCGAGUGGUCGUAUUCCUACCGCUAGUGAGGUUGCGGCCAACCCCUCACUCGUGUAUACGGCAGCCUCUCCCAAUGCAACAGCUGCCGCAGACGCAGCUCAAGCAUACCAGGUCUAUACCACCGCAAACAAAAUUAGCCGAGAGAUCGUCACGAACUUGUACCAAGCUCACAAGUCUGCGGUUGAAAGCGGAUACUUUCACUGGUCAGAAGCCGGGUACUUGCGAUAUGCUCUUGGGUACAAUGACAAUAUCACCGAUUACGUUGGUGGGACCGAUGAAACCCCCAUGUGGGACGCUCUAUAUGAGGGUGCAUACUUCAGUGCAACAGAGUGGCGGACGAUUGAUAAGGGGUUGGAGUCUCUUCCUCGUGCCUUCUGGCCCCACGUCGCGAACAAGACUACUUUGGACCGCAAGGUCGAGGGGCUGUCCUUUAAUACAACAUCUGGUAAAAUAGCUGUCAAUUGGCGCGACAACCCCACGCAGCUCCAACCGGAGAGCCAAGAAUAUGACUAUGCGGUCGUUGCGGCGCCAUUCAGCAAAGUCCGCCUAUGGGAUUUGCCUCGCUAUUCGUCUCUCCUCAGUCGAGCUAUAUCCCGGAUGAAUUACGAGCAAUCUUGCAAGAUGUCCCUGCAUUUUAAGACAAGGUUCUGGGAACACCAGGAAAAUCCGAUCUUUGGAGGGUGCGGAUCCGUGGACUUGCCAGGCAUCGGAUCUGUCUGUUAUCCAUCAUUUAACAUCAACGGCACUGGCCCGGGAGUUGUUCUGGCAUCGUACAUUAGCGGCACCCCGGCACGGUCCAUAGCUGCAUUGAGUGCAGAAGAUCACGUUGCUCUUGUGCUGCGCUCCAUGGUGCAAAUCCAUGGCUCCAUUGCGACCGAACAAUACACGGGAAUUUAUGAUCGGCAAUGCUGGGAGGUUGAUGAGCACCAGGCCGGGGCUUGGGCGGCUCCAGCGGUCGGACAACAGGAGUUGUAUCUUCCGGCGUAUUACCAAACCGAGUUUAAAACCAUCUUCAUUGGGGAACAUACGAGUUACACUCAUGCCUGGAUCUUCUCCGCCUUGGACUCAGCCGUUCGUGGAACGACGCAGCUCUUGUUAGAUCUUGGAUUGGUGGAUGAGGCCAAAGAAAUUGUAAACACUUGGAUGGGCCGGUGGAUCAAGGUUUAG
Aspergillus alliaceus is the source of this 2484-nucleotide messenger RNA. Its product is annotated as flavin monoamine oxidase family protein. The record is from RefSeq and is a predicted model, not a curated record. Gene Ontology annotation, molecular function: L-amino-acid oxidase activity; polyamine oxidase activity. Bases 445 to 2484 code for a protein of 679 amino acids. Gene Ontology annotation, biological process: amino acid catabolic process. The transcript has 2 exons. Lineage: Eukaryota; Fungi; Ascomycota; Eurotiomycetes; Eurotiales; Aspergillaceae.